This is a messenger RNA of Pseudophryne corroboree (corroboree frog), 5634 nucleotides long. RefSeq names its product dopamine receptor D5 (gene DRD5). Gene Ontology annotation, cellular component: plasma membrane. The coding region runs from base 799 to 2109 and encodes 436 amino acids. Gene Ontology annotation, molecular function: dopamine neurotransmitter receptor activity, coupled via Gs; G protein-coupled receptor activity. Gene Ontology annotation, biological process: adenylate cyclase-activating adrenergic receptor signaling pathway; G protein-coupled dopamine receptor signaling pathway. The transcript has a single exon. The record is from RefSeq and is a predicted model, not a curated record. NCBI's taxonomy places the organism in Eukaryota, Metazoa, Chordata, Amphibia, Anura, Myobatrachidae.
UUGUAUCAGUAAUAUGUGUUCUCUGCUCAGAGCCGGCGGAAGCGCUGUGCGGGGGGGCGUGUGGCAGUAAUGCCAUGCACAUAUAAAACCUGGGUGAGGCAUGACGGAUGGAGGCACUUCCAAGUGAGACAGAAAUAGCCAGGCGUUGGGCAUUGAGGGGGGCGGAGAGCAGCGACAGCCUGGGGGCAGCAAUGUGUCCUUCAUCUCUCACACUUGGGGCUGCUGGCUGCAUCUGGAGUGACGUGCAAAGCUGUGUCCUAAGGAAUCCACCUCCACCCAGCCACCAGGUACCUGCAUUGCUGAGUCCUGGACCCUCUGCCUGGUGCACGGUUACACUGCGGAGAGUUUAGGUGCGCCUGGUACCCACACACAAUGCGAUCCAGCAUCAUCCUGGGUGCAUUCAGGACUCUCUGAUUUUUGGGGGCUGCAUUAAGCCCAACAGGUUUACAAGGAGAAUGCUGUAGAGCAGCUGAGGAGUGUCCCUCCAAGAGUGAGGAUCCCGACUUUUUAUGGUAAUGAUGAUGCAUAAGGAAGGAGAGGGAUCUGGAAGCGGGUGGCUCUCCGGCUGCUGUGCGCUCAGACGCAGCUGCUGUGUGGCUUUCUGCUGCUGCGAUCCCACAGCCUCGCUGGCCAUGGAGUGCCAGCUCUGCCAGACGGAGGACAGCGCAGGGGGCUAGAAAACUGCUUCUUCUCAUGUAGGGUGGAUGUCCUGCAGGAGUAGCCCCAUUCCACCAGGGCGGCACUAUGGUAUCACCCUUUGCGCUUGGACAGCAGUGACUGCGCCUGAAGCGCCCAGAGAUGUUCGUGAACAAGAGUCUUUUCCAUGAAGCGCAUCACCAAAGAGGGGAAUUAGCUGCAGGGCAGGUAGUCACCGGGAGCCUCCUGUCCCUGCUCAUCCUCUGGACCCUUUUUGGUAACAUCUUGGUGUGUACAGCUGUCAUAAGGUUCAGGCACUUGCGCAGCAGAGUAACCAACACUUUCAUUGUAUCUUUAGCCAUUUCUGAUCUCCUGGUGGCCCUCCUGGUGAUGCCUUGGAAAGCUGUAGCAGAAGUUGCCGGCCACUGGCCAUUUGGAGACUUCUGCAACAUUUGGGUGGCCUUUGACAUCAUGUGCUCCACAGCCUCCAUCCUGAACCUGUGCGUCAUCAGUGUGGACAGGUACUGGGCUAUCUCCAGCCCCUUCAGGUAUGAGAGAAAGAUGACCCAAAAGUUGGCUUUGCUGAUGAUCAGUGCUGCUUGGGCUCUGUCCAUCCUAAUUUCAUUCAUACCCGUCCAGCUAAACUGGCAUAGGAAUAAAAAAGAGAGUCAAGCACUAAACAAUCAGACUGCACAGAACUGUGACUCUAGCUUGAACAGGACAUAUGCUAUUUCCUCCUCCUUGAUCAGCUUCUACAUCCCUGUAGCCAUCAUGAUUGUCACCUACACCAGAAUCUACAGGAUUGCCCAGAUUCAGAUCAGGAGGAUAUCCACCCUAGAAAGGGCAGCAGAGCAUGCCCAAAGUUGCAGGAGCAACCGUGUUGACUACAGGCACCACCACAAUAGCCUGAGAAAUUCCAUAAAAAAGGAGACAAAAGUGUUAAAAACACUUUCUGUGAUUAUGGGGGUGUUUGUCUGCUGCUGGUUACCCUUUUUUAUUUUGAACUGCAUGGUCCCAUUCUGUGAUAGGUCUUCUGGACACCCCAAAGCUGGACUUCCAUGUGUCAGUGAGACCACCUUUGACAUCUUUGUCUGGUUUGGUUGGGCUAACUCCUCUCUGAACCCUAUCAUUUAUGCUUUCAAUGCUGACUUCAGGAAGGUCUUCUCCAGUCUUCUAGGAUGUGGACACUGGUGUUCUACCACAGCAGUAGAAACCGUCAACAUCAGCAACGAGCUCAUUUCCUACAACCAAGACACAAUAUUCCACAAGGAUAUCGCGACUGCUUAUGUCAACAUGAUUCCCAACGUGGUGGAUUGUAUAGAUGACAAUGAGGAGACGUUUGACCGCAUGUCUCAGAUCUCACAAACUUCUCCAAACAAUGAGAUGGCCACAGGCUCUAUGUGUGACCUGGACUGUGACACUGAGAUCUCUCUUCAUAAAAUUACACCGGCCAUGCCUAACGGGUUCCAUUAAAUCAGUGUUUACUCUCCUCGGACAGUCAUGUCCGGUUAGGUGUUAUCAUUUGGUGCCAAUUCCAGUCUUAUGCCAUCACCCUUUCUCAUAAACCUAAAUGAGUAAGUUAUGACACUGCAGUAUAUGGAUAUAUUAAACUUAUGUUCUGUCUUUGUGUGUUUAACUAUGGGGACAUAAUAAUUAUUUUAUUUUUGGUUCUGAAAAAGUGCAUAUAUGUAUUAAAGUUUUCUAGUGACAUCCAGUAUAUAUAUACUGUGUGUACAGUGUAGUAUAUCUGUAGAUCGAUAGAUACAGUAGAUAGAUAGAUAGAUAGAUAGAUAGAUAGAUAGAUAGAUAGAUAGAUAGAUAGAUCUAUAUCUACAUUAUAUCUAUCUAUAUAAGAUAGAUAGAUAGAUAGAUAGAUAGAUAGAUAGAUAGAUAGAUAGAUAGAUAGAUAGAUAGAUAGAUAGAUAGAUAUGCAAUUUGAAUGUCAGUAAAUAUGUGUAUAAAUAUUUUUUUCAAUUAAAUCAUAUGGUAGAUAAAUUGCCAGCAACCUGUGGGUCUCCCAGCUGUAGUGGGCUACAUCCAGGCAUAGCUUACAAAAGACCUCACAGACACGCUUUACUGGCACUUCAAGUUCCACAACAUCCAGAGACCUGCAGAUUCACUAUAUCUAAUGUAGAAUGUUUCUUACAGGACCUGUAUAUUUCAUGCAGAUGUUUGAAGGUUUGUAGCAAUAGUAUGUAAUGCUGAGUCUCUUGUCACCACUCCUGCUGGUCAGGGAACAACAUCAGACAAUAUUACACGCAGCAAUGACAGUUAUUUAUUUAUUAUUCAUAGUUUAUUUCCACCUUAUUAUGCAGCACUGUACAGAGAAUAUUACUGUGAGUAUUGGAAUUCCUAAACACACACACACACUACACACACACACACACACACACACACACGAAAUACAUUAUAAAGCUGGAGCCCCCUCCAGAAGUCACCAUGCUUAACAAUGAAAUAACACACUUCUUUGUCUCACUAAUAUAUAUAUAUAUACUGACCAUAUUAUCCCUUUAACCUGGGACACUCAUGAAUUUCACAGGUUCUAUGGCUGGCUGACUACAAGCCUUCAUUUCACCUGGUUUUAAGCAUGUGCAAUUCAUGAGCGUCCCAGGUUAAAGGGAUAAUAUGGUCAGCCUAAUAUAUAUAUAUAUAUAUAUAUAUAUGUAUGUAUAUAUAUAUGUAUAUACAGUAUGUAUACACAUACAUGUGUGUAUAUAUAUCUAUAUAUAUAUAUGUGUGUGUGUGUGUGUGUGUGUGUGUGUGUGUGUGUGUGUGUGUGUGUGUGUGUGUGUAUAUCUAUAUAUAUAUCUAUAUAUAUAUAUAUAUAACAUACACACACACACAUUUGACAAGCGCAGGCCACGGAAGAUCAGAUGUUAUGCAAAUGUCUAGCCACGACCUAUGCAUUUAGAUUACAUUCUGCCAUUACAAGGGUUAAGCGGGCUGAAAAUAAGGCACACACUGCUAUAAUCGCUUAUUGCUGCCUGUGCGACUGAGUAAUCCUCCCCUAAAGCUGCUCAGUGUUUGUGAAACACAUAAUACCAAAAAAGCACCUCAUGAUACAAAGCCCUGGAUGCUGCCUGUAUGGAUGACUAUAACCGACCCUUGUCAGGUCCACCUACAUUAAUAGAUCCCCUACAUGGAUUCCUGUAGAACCCUACCUCAUGGAUGUCCUGUCUCAUUGCUUUAAUGAAUCAAGUGCUCUUACAUAUAGUGAUAUGGAUAUACAGUAUACAUAGGUUUGUUUAUUUGAAUAAUAAAAAUGUGUGUGUUUCCAUUGUGGACAAGUGCUGUUUAUUAAUUAAAUGCAACAGAUGACAUCAUUUAUAUGGUAUGAAAAACUAUCAUUACAAUAUACUUCAUUUACAGUUUGCAUGAUAGAUUUACUAAUUCUCUGUGGUUUAGACCUCCUUCCUCAGGUGUAUUUGGCAGUUUACAAUUUAAUUAAUUUUCAAUUACAAUGAAUUUAUUUAUAACUAGUGUACGUUGCUCAUGUCACUGCCAUACUCACCAGGCAGAUGUUUUGUGGGCUGAUCCAGGAUUCAUUAAAACUGAAAUUCAUUCACUAUAAUCAAGUGACAUCACUGAGGCAUGAGGUGAUGUCACUGAGUCCGAAGAAGGCAUUCUCAUAAAUACUGGAUGAACUUACAAACUAUGUGCCUCCAAUGUGUGAUUGUUAUAUUAUUGCUGUUUUACGCUAUAGUCAGUUUUGCCUUGCUGAAAGGGGUUAUGGCCAUUAGGUCGACAGCACUUAGGUCGACAGUCAUUAGGUCGACCACUAUUGGUCAACAUGCAUUAGGUCGACAUGGUCAAUAGGUCGACAUGGAAAAAGGUCAACAUGAGUUUUUAAUUUUUUUUUAAUUUUUCAUACUUUCUGAUCCAAGUGGACUACAAUCGGGAACGGUAACCUGUGCUGAGUGCAGCGGUAGUGGAGCGAGGCACCUUGCCCGAAGCAUGGCAAGCGAAGCGAGCCAUGCGAGGGGACAUGGUGCACUAUUUGGGGUUCCCGUCACUUUGCGAAGAAAAUGACACCAAAAACAGUAAAAAAAAAACUCAUGUCAACCUACUGCAUGUUGACCAAUAGUGGUCAAUCUAAUGACUGUCGACCUAAGUGUGGUCGCCCUAAUGACCCAUACCCGCUGAAAGCAUCUGCAGCAAGACAGCAUGAGAAUUGGUGCAAGCGCUUCAGCUCUGCUAGCUAUAUUGUUCUGGAUGUGACACAGUGGGUGGGAUCAUCAUGCGUCAGGUUCAGUUGUGAUGCAGCAAUGUAACGUGUGCAGUUCUUAUUUAUACAAAUGGAAGUCGGAGCUAGAUAGCACACCAGCUGUUCUAUCAUUUCAAUCAGGGGAGUUAGACAGUUGACAGUUUUUAACCGUGGCAGUACUAUAACUUUAAACAGGAUGCUUGAAGUAACAUUACUACCCUGUCGGCAUUCUGCAGUCGACAUUAUGCUGUUGUAUGUAUUGACUUACAGCGCAACUGUCACCCAAACAUAAUACACCACAAAUCAAGAGUGUGUUAACACUGAUUGUGCCCUACGUAUUAUGUUCCUCUUAUAUGUUCCUCUGCCCUCUCUUGCAUUAUUUUUACUGGAAAAAACAUGUGCUAGCAAAGAGAAUGUGAGAUUCUCAUGUAUUGCGGUUAUCUACAGUAUGUAUAAGUGCAUUUAGAAUUCCUUACUUGCAGCCCAUUUCCCUUUUUCAGUUUAUCUUUUUUGGAUGACAAGCAGGGCAGCCAUCAGGGGGGGGGACUGUGGGGACUGGUGGCUCCUUAUACCAAUACCUGGAGAACUGCACCAAGUUGUGAAAUAACGGUGGGCUGAUGCACACGGAGGACUUCUUAAAACAAGCCUUUAACUGCACAUCAGCUCUCCGUGAACCGAUCCUGUAGCUCCGCAAUACUCCACCUAUAUGUAAUAUCACAAUGUAUGACAUCACAUAGGGGUGGAGUGGUACGGCAGAAUCUUUUUUUUAGGGGGGAGGGUGUGGAGGGAGCCUA